UGCGUUCAGAAUUUGCAUUAAACAGCUUCAAGCGAGAACCUCGAGACAGCCUGAACCGUCAAUAUGGUUGAGUGGACAGAUGCCGAGCGCAGCGCCAUCACUGGCCUGUGGGGAAAGAUCAGCGUGGAUGAAAUCGGACCUCAGGCUCUAUCCAGACUUCUGGUCAUCGCUCCAUGGACCCAGAGGCACUUCUCUUCCUUUGGUAACCUGUCCAGCGCCGCUGCCAUCCAGGGAAACCCUAAGGUGGCUCAUCAUGGAAAGGUAGUCAUGGGUGGACUGGAGAGAGCCAUCACCAACUUGGACAACAUCAAGGCUGCCUAUGCUAGUCUCAGUGUGAUGCACUCUGAGAAAAUUCACGUGGAUCCCGACAACUUCAGACUUCUCGGAGACUGCAUCACCGUUUGCGUGGCCAUGAAGUUCGGACCCUCCGUCUUCACCCCUGAUGUGCAGGAAGCCUGGCAGAAGUUCUUGGCUGUCGUUGCAUCCGCUCUGGGCAGACAGUACCACUAGUGUCAUUCUUAAACGAAUAGGAAAACAGCUAAAGUUCAGCUUUAAAAUCGAUGCACAAUGCUGUUGACCAAAGAUAUUCCCUUGACACAAUAAUAAAACAUGUUAUAAACGCA
Molecule: messenger RNA, 623 nt
Organism: Astyanax mexicanus (Mexican tetra)
Lineage: Eukaryota; Metazoa; Chordata; Actinopteri; Characiformes; Acestrorhamphidae
Product: hemoglobin subunit beta
Exons: 3
Coding region: 64-510 (148 amino acids)
Biological process (GO): hydrogen peroxide catabolic process; oxygen transport
Cellular component (GO): hemoglobin complex; haptoglobin-hemoglobin complex; blood microparticle
Molecular function (GO): organic acid binding; oxygen carrier activity; haptoglobin binding
Source: RefSeq, a predicted model, not a curated record